AUGGAGAAGUCACUUUCUGCAACCACCUCCUUUAAUGAUCACAUAUAUGAUGAUGUUGCCUUGGUUAUUCUCUCAAAAUUGCCUCUCAAAUCUUUGAUUAGAUUCCGUUGUGCACGUAAAUCACGUCGCAUAUAUGCACCUGUGUUGUAUUCUCUUGCCGGUGAGAGGUUUGAUAAUAUUGUCAAAUUGGAUUGGCCAAAUCCUUUUCAAGAGCAAUUUGACUUUAACUUUAAUAUUUAUGGCAAUGCAAGUGUUAAUGGAAUUCUUUGUAUUGAAGACACUGGGAGAGUUGGGGGCAUUCAUUGUAUUCAAGAAUUACAGAGAGUUGUAUUGUGGAAUAGAGCUACAAGUGAAUUCAAAGUUACUCCUCUGAGUCCUUUUGCGUUUGAUUCUCCUUGUUGGCAUCUCAGUAUCAGUCUUCAUGGAUUUAGCUAUGAUCAAGUUAGAAAUGACUAUAAGGUGAUUCGUCAUAUAGUAUUUUUCCCAAAAACCUACGAAGAUGAGAUAUGCCCUACACAAUAUGAUUGUAGUGGGGGUGUUCAAGUGUAUGCAGAUGGAGUGUGCCAUUCGUGGGGUGAAAGUGAAACGCAAGAUGAAGUUUAUUUGGUUUCAUUUGACUUGAGCAAUGAGGUAUUUGUGAAAACAUUGAUACCUUCAACUAUGGAUGAUAUUGAUUCUAGAGUUGUGUUUAGACACUUAAAUGUGUUAAAUGGAUCAAUUGAAUGUAUUUUAAAUUAUGUAAAUACCGGUAUUUUUCACAUAUCAAUUUUAGGUGAAAUUGGAGUGAAGGAGUCAUGGAUCAAACUUUUUAUUGUGGGUUCUUUGUCUUGUGUCGACCAUCCUAUUAGAAUUGGUAAGACGGGUGAUAUAUUCUUUAGAAAAGAAGAUGAUGAACUAGUUUCAUUUAAUUUAAGCACACAGAAAAUUGAAGAGCUUGGUGUUAAAGGUUAUUCACUUUGCCAGAUAAUAGUUUAUAAGGAAAGCCUUCUACCGAUUGCCAGAAUCAACAAUUAG
Messenger RNA from Medicago truncatula (barrel medic), 1014 nucleotides. RefSeq names its product F-box/kelch-repeat protein At3g06240. Lineage: Eukaryota; Viridiplantae; Streptophyta; Magnoliopsida; Fabales; Fabaceae. The record is from RefSeq and is a predicted model, not a curated record. Bases 1 to 1014 code for a protein of 337 amino acids. The transcript is spliced from 3 exons.